AUGGGUAAGGAGGGACCGAAAGAGAUUACCAGCGAUCACGUAUCUGGCCAAUCCAACAAGCCACUUUCGAAGCCAGCUCAUUCCCUGCAAUGGAAGCAGGUGGUGGAGGAGCUGCAGACCGAUAUCGAUGAUGGUCUGACUACGGCCGAGGCAAAGAGGAGACUCGAGGAGCAUGGCCGCAAUGAACUGGGUGAUGGAGAGGGCGUCAAUCCUGGAAAGAUUCUCACCAGGCAGAUUGCCAAUGCCAUGACACUGGUUCUGAUCCUUGCCAUGGUUGUCUCCUUUGCCAUCCAGUCAUGGAUCGAAGGAGGUGUCGUGGCCGGUGUCAUCUUCGUCAACAUUGCCGUCGGCUUCUUCCAAGAGUAUCAGGCUGCCAAAACUAUGGACUCGCUGCGAUCGCUCAGCUCACCUACAGCCCAGGCCGUUCGCGAUGGACAGUCUGUGAGCAUUCCCACUGUCGAGAUGGUCCCGGGUGAUCUGGUUGAAUUGAAGACGGGAGACACCAUUCCCGCCGACAUUCGACUUAUUGAUCCCGUCAACUUCGAGACUGACGAAGCCCUCCUCACUGGCGAGUCUCUGCCUGUCCGUAAGAACGCCAAUGAGAUCUUCGAAGAGUCCACCGGUCCUGGAGACAGGCUCAACGUUGCCUACAGCUCGUCUACGGUUACGAAGGGGCGGGCAACAGGCAUUGCCUUUGCCACGGGUAUGUUCACUGAGAUCGGCUCGAUUGCCGCUGCUCUUCGAAAGAAGGAUAGCAAACGCCGGCCGGUCAAGCAGAAGGAAGACGGCACAUCCGCAUUUUAUCACUACAUCCAAGCCGCUGUCCUGACCUGCACCGAUGCCGUCGGCCACUUCCUGGGAGUCAACGUUGGCACACCGCUGCAGAAGAAGCUGUCACGGUUAGCAGUCUUGCUCUUCCUCAUCGCUGUCAUCUGCGCUAUCAUCGUCCUCGCAGCCAACGACUUCCGCAACCAGCGCGAGGUCAUCAUCUAUGCCGUGGCUACAGGCUUGUCCAUGAUUCCAGCCUCGCUCGUCGUCGUGCUCACGAUCACAAUGGCUGCCGGUACUAAGCGCAUGGUUGAACGGAACGUUAUUGUGCGAAACUUACGUUCGCUCGAAGCGUUGGGUGGUGUCACUGAUAUCUGCUCUGAUAAGACCGGAACCCUAACCCAAGGCAAGAUGGUUGUGAAGAAAACAUGGAUUCCAGCCAAAGGCACUUACACCAUCGGAGAGAGCGACGAACCCUUCAACCCAACCAAAGGUGACAUCUCGUUCAUCGCAAAAGACCCGCGCAGCGUCCAGAUGCAGGACAAAGCUGAAAAGGCCGACUAUUCGGCGCUGCUUCAAGACAACGAGGCUUUGAAGGACUACCUCCGCGUAGCAUCACUUGCCAACCUCGCAACUGUACAUCGUACUGACGCGGGCGAGUGGCAUGCACGUGGUGACCCAACAGAGAUCGCCAUUCAAGUCUUUGCCUCACGUUUCCAAUGGAACAGACGAGCCUCUGUUGCUGGCGAGCACCCGGCCAUGAAAAUGCUUCACGAGUUCCCCUUCGAUUCCGACAUCAAGAAGAUGAGCGUCAUCUACAAGGACCUUCACACCGAGAAGAUGUACACCUAUACCAAGGGCGCAGUGGAGCGAGUCAUUGCCUCCUGCGUCACGUAUGUCAACGAAAAGGGCGAGUCCACCCCAAUGACCGAGGAAUUCCGGGAUGAGAUUCUGCAGAACAUGGAGGCUCUCGCGACACACGGUCUGCGUGUCCUUGCUCUCGCCAGCAAAGACUACAACGAGACGUACGAGGAAGGCCAAGAACUUGACCGCAACGCCGUCGAGAAGGAACUCGACUUCAAAGGUCUCGUGGGCAUCUUCGACCCUCCUCGCCCAGAAACCGCCCCAUCUGUCCGCCGCUGCCACGAAGCCGGCAUUGAAGUCCACAUGCUCACGGGCGACCACCCAGGCACAGCGCGAGCAAUCGCCUCCCAAGUUGGCAUCCUACCCUCCAAAAUGUACGAACUCAGCAAAGAUGUCACCGACUCCAUGGUCAUGACCGCUUCCCAAUUCGACGCCCUCAGCGACUCGGACAUUGACAACCUCCCUGUCCUGCCUCUCGUAAUUGCGAGAUGUGCUCCGAACACCAAAGUCCGCAUGAUCGAAGCCCUCCACCGACGCAACCGCUUCUGCGCCAUGACCGGUGACGGCGUCAACGACAGCCCUUCUCUCAAACGCGCAGACGUCGGCAUCGCCAUGGGCCAAGCAGGCUCAGACGUUGCAAAGGACGCCUCAGAUAUCAUCCUCACGGACGACAACUUCGCCUCGAUCCUCGCAGCCGUGGAAGAAGGCCGACGCACCUUCGACAACAUCCAAAAAUUCGUCCUCCACCUCCUCGCGCAAAACAUCUCCCAAGCGCUCGUCCUCCUCAUCGGCCUCGCCUUCAAGGAUGCCGAGUCCCUCUCCGUCUUCCCUAUCUCCCCCAUCGAGAUCCUCUGGGUCAUCAUGAUCACCUCGGGCAUCCCAGACAUGGGCUUAGGAUUCCAAGAAAAAGCCCCCGACGUCCUCCAACGGCCCCCACACAACCUCAAGCGCGGCAUCUUCAGCGUCGAACUCAUGAUCGACAUGCUCGUCAUGGGCAUCUGGCUGGCCGCCCUCUGCCUCACCGCCUUCGUCCUCGUCCUGUACCCCUGGGGCGGCGGCGAAAUCGGCUACCGCUGCAACGAAUCCAUCGGCGACGGCUGCGACACCAUCUUCCGCGCGCGCGCCACCUGCUUCGCGUGCCUGACGUGGUUCUCCCUCUUCCUCGCCUGGGAAGUCGUCGACAUGCGCCGCUCCUUCUUCCGGAUGCAGCCCAACUCCGACCGCUACUUCACACAAUGGAUGCUCGACGUGUGGCGCAACAAAUUCCUCUUCUGGGCCAUCAUGGCGGGCUUCAUCACCAUCUUCCCUAUCCUCUACAUCCCCGUUAUCAAUCGGCAGGUUUUCCGCCAUACGGGAAUCAGCUGGGAGUGGGGGAUUGUGUUUGUGGCGAGUUUGUUGUUCUUCCUCGGUGUGGAGGGGUGGAAGUGGGCGAAGAGGGUGUAUUUCCGACGGGGCAAGAAGGGGAAUCAUGGGGGCAGGCAGGAUAGUGUGGAUUUGGAGAGUCGGGUUUUUGAGAGGUGGUUGAGUAUGGAUAGUGAGAAGGUUUCGAAAAUUUAG
Messenger RNA from Zasmidium cellare ATCC 36951, 3189 nucleotides. RefSeq lists its product as uncharacterized. The transcript has a single exon. Bases 1 to 3189 code for a protein of 1062 amino acids. Gene Ontology annotation, cellular component: plasma membrane. NCBI's taxonomy places the organism in Eukaryota, Fungi, Ascomycota, Dothideomycetes, Mycosphaerellales, Mycosphaerellaceae. Gene Ontology annotation, biological process: calcium ion transmembrane transport; intracellular calcium ion homeostasis. Gene Ontology annotation, molecular function: ATP hydrolysis activity; P-type calcium transporter activity; ATP binding. The record is from RefSeq and is a predicted model, not a curated record.